AUGGUUCGCUCUAUGGUCGUCUUGUCGGCGUUUGCUGCCACUGCGCUCGCCCAAAGCUCCACCUACAGCUACACUUUCCCUCAAGGAUUUAACCUGGGCCUGGUCGACUCGUCGACAAAAUCCUCUUGGUGCGAGGGCCAGCGCAACACAUGCCCUCAGAUCUGCGGCGGUGCCGCCAGCCAGAACACCUGUAUCGAUGCCACGCUGCAGUUCAACUGUGUCUGUGUUGAUGGCAGCCAGCCUAAUGUCACUGCUUACCAAACCACGAUCCCAUUCUACGUUUGCAACGCAUACAUUGGCCAGUGCCUGGCGAACAACGCCGGUCAGCUCGACGCCCAGGAGGCCUGCAAGGAAGUCCAAUGUGGUAACAAGAAUGCCACCGAUUCUUCUUCCUCUUCUUCUUCUUCUUCCUCCUCCACCACCGCUGCGUCUUCUUCCGCGUCCAGCGAGAGCACCGGCACAGCCUCUUCCACCAUGAUCGCGGCCGUCUCCGCCACGGACGCCAGCAUGACUGCCUCCUCCAGUGCGGCCGCCACUACCACCCACAACGCGGCUCCUAUCGUCGGUCUGGAGGGUUAUUCCACCGGCAUCAUGGCCGGUGCCAUGUUCCUCGCUGCUCGCCUCUUCCUGUAG
Penicillium oxalicum is the source of this 633-nucleotide messenger RNA. RefSeq lists its product as uncharacterized. Bases 1 to 633 code for a protein of 210 amino acids. The record is from RefSeq and is a predicted model, not a curated record. The transcript is spliced from 3 exons. NCBI's taxonomy places the organism in Eukaryota, Fungi, Ascomycota, Eurotiomycetes, Eurotiales, Aspergillaceae.